Molecule: messenger RNA, 1767 nt
Organism: Pyrenophora tritici-repentis Pt-1C-BFP
Lineage: Eukaryota; Fungi; Ascomycota; Dothideomycetes; Pleosporales; Pleosporaceae
Product: Atrophin-1 multi-domain protein
Source: RefSeq, a predicted model, not a curated record
AUGACACACAUUGCCAAUUGCAUGCGUUCCGACACCGACAAGUCGACCAUUUAUAUAAGUCUGGAAACUUCCUCCAGGAUCAUGGUAAGCCGCCCAGCUCGACCCCUCGACCCGAUGAAUCACCACCCACCCCGACGCUCGUGCUCACUCAAGGACCUCCAGCCUUCCAGAGAUUCAAACUCGCCCGGUGCUGCUCCCUCAGCCCUCACUCAACCACCCACUACUUCAAAAUAUCAACUUUGGCCUUCAGCAAAGAGCCCAGUCGGACUAUCAAAGCCAAGCCACUCUUCCGACAAGCUCGCUGCUCUCGCAGUUGGCCGUUCUUCUACUUCUCUCAGCGACACUGCCGUCUUACCCGAAAGCAGCCUACCUUUCUGGCAACGUACUGGCUCUCUGUCAAGAAGAAGGAAAGUCAGUGUCCCCGAACUUGGAAACACCAUGACGACAGUUCAAGAGAUGUCAAUCGAUUCUCCCACUAUUCCGGGAAGACCCCCUCUACGCAAGCAAUCAUAUGAGGCUUUUGGCCAUGAACGGUCGACCAGUGCUCCAGGCUCAAACUGGAGGACUGGUCCUUUUGGUGAUGCUAUGAUGGUUUGUGUUACUGGCCCUUCUGCCAACUCAUCGUAUGCAAACAACGGUCCUCCCUCAUCAGAAAUGAUCAGUGGAACCGGAAGGCCGCUGUCCCCGAUCCUCAGUCCUGGUGCAACGCCUAGACCGUUACUGAAGCUUGAAACUGAAAACAUCGAGGAAGAACCUGAACUACCACCCCAAGUACCUCCAAAGUCACCUGCCAUUGAGCGCAAAGCAUCGCCCGCUCCACUCGUUCUCCACUCAAGAGCAAUGAAGCCACAGUUCACCACUCCCGCAUCGACCACUCCCUUCAAUACAUCGGACCUGCGACGAUCACCAAAUGGCAGUGUUCCUCUUCCUACACCACCCUCAGCCUUUACCAACCCCUUCUAUGCCACAUCACCAGCCUCCACCCGAAACUCGCCGCGAACGGAAAGGAAGGACCCCAUGGCUACACAAUCGUCAUCUCACAACCGGAACAUGUCGGAGUCGUCCAUCAUGGAAAGAGGCCGACCCAAGCGACGCAACAGUAAGAGGGAGCGAAGCCGGACUGUGUCCGAAGCCGACGGACCCGAACCUACUCCGGAUCCAUGGAAGCUGCCUCAAGGUAUGCGAGUGCCUGAAGCUUCAAGACGCAUGAGCGACGGCGACAAGAAGCUAUUGCACAAGCAAGCAUAUGAUCAGGCCGGCAACUUCGAAGUUCUCAACAAGCGGGACGUAGCAUCAUUGUCAAGAGAACUCAGAGCACUUGACGAACGCUGCGACUACCUCCGGAAGACCUACAAGUCUCUGCGCGCGGGCCGCCAGAAGCUUCAUGGCCGUAUGAUCGCCUACCUGAGGCGUGGAGAGACGGUCAUCUUCUCCCGUGAAUCACUCCUCAAACAGGAAGAAGCUCUUGCCGAACUGGACAUUUCCAUUGAUGAAUUUAUCCUCAAACUAGAGCAGGCCGAGAAUCGCCGCUUACGCCUCCGGCAAAAAUUGCUCGAGCACGUUGCCGCUGCCAUUGUACUAGACCCUAGCAGUCGCGACCACGUUGCCGAGACCACGCCUCCGCGGAGUCCUGUCAAGCUCGACAGCCCUGCCCGUACUGAACGUAAAGAGACAGAGUCUAUCAAGAUCUACGCCGAUGGCCACGUGUUGAACCUCUUCUCUGACAUUGAGAGAGCCAUCGGUAAGAUGUGCGAGCAGACGUGCUAG